Molecule: messenger RNA, 2685 nt
Organism: Vitis vinifera (wine grape)
Lineage: Eukaryota; Viridiplantae; Streptophyta; Magnoliopsida; Vitales; Vitaceae
Product: alpha-N-acetylglucosaminidase
Exons: 19
Coding region: 12-2591 (859 amino acids)
Source: RefSeq, a predicted model, not a curated record
ACAUAGACUCCAUGCAGCCACAAUCGACCCCCACAUACGACCAAAACGUCGGCUCGUUGACAUCGCUCCUCUUCACAAUUCGAUUGCUUUUGCUUGGCUUGUUUUCAAUUUUCAUCAUCAAUCACCUUACACUUCGGCACUCCACUAUCUCUUCUCUCAACUACAAUCCCUUCCAAACCAUGUCGAAGUUCCUGCUUUGGGUUCUCAUGCUACUGCCAUUUCUGCCUCUGUCUUCUUCAUCACACUCUGAAGCAAUAGAGGCUUUGCUCUCACGCCUGGCCACCAAAAGAGCAGCCCCUUCUGUACAAGAGUCUGCUGCCAAGGCUGUACUACAGAGAUUGCUGCCUACCCAUUUGGACAGCUUCCAAUUUGAGAUAGUCUCCAAGGAUGUUUGUGGAGGAAAGAGUUGUUUCUGGAUAAGCAAUUACAACGUGUCGAGCAAGAAUGGGCCUGAGAUAAUGAUUAAAGGCACCACAGCAGUUGAAAUUGCAUCUGGCCUUCAUUGGUACAUAAAAUAUUGGUGUGGUGCUCAUGUUUCUUGGGACAAGACAGGCAGCAUUCAGAUAGCUUCUAUCCCCAAGCCAGGAUCAUUGCCUCUUGUCAAAGAUGAAGGGGUUCUGAUUCAACGUCCAGUCCCAUGGAAUUAUUACCAAAAUGUUGUUACAUCCAGUUAUUCUUAUGUUUGGUGGGAUUGGGAAAGAUGGGAGAAAGAGAUAGACUGGAUGGCUCUACAAGGAGUUAACUUGCCUUUGGCAUUUAAUGGGCAAGAAGCCAUUUGGCAAAAAGUUUUCAUGGAUUUUAACAUUAGUAAGAAAGAUUUGAAUGGUUUCUUUGGUGGACCUGCUUUCCUUGCCUGGGCUCGUAUGGGAAAUUUGCAUGGGUGGGGUGGGCCUUUAUCACAAAAUUGGUUGGAUGAGCAAUUGGUUUUGCAAAAACAGAUACUAUGUCGAAUGCUAGAGCUGGGCAUGACUCCAGUUCUGCCUUCAUUCUCUGGAAAUGUUCCAGAAGCACUCAAAAAGAUAUUUCCUUCAGCAAAUAUAACUAGACUUGGGGAAUGGAACACUGUUGAUAAUAAUACUCGUUGGUGCUGCACUUACCUUCUUGAUGCUUCUGAUCCUUUAUUUAUUCAAAUUGGGAAGGCUUUUAUCAGGCAACAAAUUAAAGAGUAUGGGGAUGUAACGGACAUCUACAACUGUGAUACUUUCAAUGAAAACUCCCCACCUACAAAUGAUCCAGCAUAUAUCUCAUCUCUUGGAGCUGCCAUCUAUAAAGCAAUGUCCCAAGGCGAUAAAGAUUCUGUGUGGUUAAUGCAAGGGUGGCUCUUCUAUUCUGACUCAGGGUUCUGGAAACCACCACAAAUGAAAGCACUUCUACAUUCUGUUCCAUUUGGGAAAAUGGUAGUUCUUGAUCUAUUUGCUGAUGCCAAACCAAUCUGGAGAACAUCCUCUCAAUUUUAUGGCACUCCCUAUAUCUGGUGUAUGUUGCAUAACUUUGGUGGAAAUAUUGAAAUGUAUGGCAUAUUAGAUGCAGUUUCUUCUGGUCCAGUUGAUGCUCGCAUCAGUAAAAAUUCAACCAUGGUUGGUGUUGGCAUGUGCAUGGAAGGAAUUGAGCAAAACCCAGUUGCUUAUGAGCUGAUGUCUGAAAUGGCAUUUCGCAGUGAAAAAGUUCAACUUGUGGAAUGGCUGAAAACCUACUCCUAUAGACGCUAUGGUAAAGCAGUUCAUCAUGUUGAAGCAGCAUGGGAAAUUCUUUACCGCACAAUUUACAACUGUACAGAUGGAAUUGCUGAUCAUAACACAGAUUUCAUGGUUAAUUUUCCAGAUUGGGACCCAUCCCUUAACCCAAGCUCUGAUAUAUCCAAAGAACAGCAUAUAAUACAGAAGAUCCUUACACAAACUGGAAGAAGAAAAAUUUUAUUCCAAGAGACAAGUUCUGAUUUGCCUCAGUCACAUUUAUGGUAUUCUACUCAUGAAGUGGUCAAUGCUUUACGCCUAUUUCUUGAUGCUGGAAAUGAGCUUUCCAAAAGCUCCACAUAUAGGUAUGACUUAGUUGACUUAACUCGGCAGGUACUGUCAAAGCUAGGAAACCAAGUAUAUUUAGAUGCAGUGAUUGCUUUUCGACAGAAAGAUGCGAAAAACUUUCAUCUUCACAGCCAAAAGUUUGUUCAACUUGUCAAGGAUAUUGAUACCCUUCUUGCUUCUGAUGAUAAUUUUCUGCUUGGAACUUGGCUAGAAAGUGCAAAAAAGCUGGCAGUAAAUCCUAGGGAAAUGGAGCAGUAUGAGUGGAAUGCAAGAACUCAAUUGACAAUGUGGUUUUAUGUCACAAAAACCAAUCAAAGCAAACUUCAUGAUUAUGCUAACAAGUUCUGGAGCGGAUUACUAGAAAACUACUAUCUGCCACGAGCUUCAAUGUAUUUCAGUUAUCUGGCAAAAGCCUUGACAGAGAAUAAGAACUUCAAGUUGGAGGAAUGGAGAAGAGAAUGGAUUUCAUAUUCUAACAAAUGGCAGGCAGGUAAAGAGCUCUAUCCUGUGAGGGCCAAAGGGGAUACCCUUGCAAUUUCCAGGGCAUUGUAUGAGAAAUACUUCAACUGAGAAUGAUUUGAGUAGAUGUAAUGUUGUCAAACUUGUUGCAGAUUUCAUGUAAUAAAAUUAUUCUGAGAGGCAAAUUCAGGCCUCAGUUGAACUA